Molecule: messenger RNA, 2572 nt
Organism: Annulohypoxylon truncatum
Lineage: Eukaryota; Fungi; Ascomycota; Sordariomycetes; Xylariales; Hypoxylaceae
Exons: 2
Coding region: 226-2298 (690 amino acids)
Biological process (GO): mitotic spindle organization; cell population proliferation
Cellular component (GO): cytoplasm
Source: RefSeq, a predicted model, not a curated record
AACAAACGUAACCAACGUAACCAUCGUCACCAUACCUGCAUUUCAACCACCUACGCGCACACUCGAACUGCACUACCAGCUACCCACUGCCUUUCAGUCUUUUACACUGUCGCAUGGUUGAUUAAUUCAUUUGACCGCCAUUAUCUUAACGCGGCGCUUAAUCUUACAACACCUUCAACGAAUUGUCACCAAGAUAAAUACGAAGUCAGCUCGUACACAACGAAGAUGACGAGCGAACACGUCACCAAUGAUGGUGAUGCUGCGAGCACGCAGCUGAACUCUCCGACCGACGCUCAUACAGAUAAUACCGGUCACAAUCAGGAAAACGUUUCACCAUCGAAGUCGCGUCACUCCAGAAUAUUAUCUGGUACCGAGCUCACACCUCUUAAGAUUCUGAUAACUAAGGACGACAAGAGCGACACCGAGUCUCGAUCUUUUCAGAAGAAGCCCUCUCCGAUGAAGAGCCCGCGAAAAGUAGCACCAGAGAAGCGUUUUCCUGUCAAGGUCAACAGUAGUCCAUCACCGUCUCCCGGGGUCCAGACACCUCCGGUACAGGAACAAGAGAUAAGCAUUGAAGAAGCACUUCGUCGAAAUGAAGGCUUGGCAAAUGCCAUCAAGAUCUUUGAAGACGAAGAUACUAUAUUGGAAGAUGGCGAAGAUGACGAGGGUGAUGUCACGACCAUGUCCGUCAGUGACCAGCCAAUCGAAGAAGAGCCGGCAGGUCCAGACGAUACUAUGAUUAGCACAUUUAGCAACUUCUCUGCCGUACCGAACAUGACUAUGUUUGCACGGAUUGGGCACAGUCCCACCAAACUUGCUAACGUUGACGCCACUCCCACCACCACCGCAGGAAGUCGCCGAGAAGCGUCGCCUUUAAGGACUCCAAGGCCACCUGUCAUGCACGAAUGCGGCAACACGACCAAUCUGCUGGUGGACUUUACGGAGCAGAUUAAUGGAUUAUCUUCUAGACAAGUUCAGCAAACUCCUAGCAGAAACCAACCACCUGGCAGAACCCCAAGAAAUCCCGUUGCUGCGACUCCUCAACGUCAACAAUCCAACUUGCUCGACUUCGAUAUACCCCCGCUCCCUACGCCCCGCAGCAUUCCUACUAUAACACCACGGGAGCUCGAAUCUCUCAAGUCAGGCUUCCUCUCCGAGAUCAGUGGUCUCAAAGCUUCGCUUAGCGGCAAGGAGGCUGAGGUCUCGUCCCUCAAGACAGCAGUAGGUGAUGCCGAAAAGCGAGUGGGCGAGUGUAUGGAAGAACUCCGUGAGAUACGGGUUAUCAAAGAAACAUUGUCCGAGGAGAGGGAUGGCUGGGAGAAGCGCGGCCGAGAAAUGGAGGCUGUACUCCGCAAGGUCAAGGACGAAAUCGGUACGAGCCAGCGGGAGCGCGAGGAGCUCGAGUCGAAGCUGGAGGAGAGCGAGAAGCGUCGCGAGGCGGCCGAGAUGAUGGCGCAGGAAGCGGAGAGCAAGAUGGCGGGCAUGCGUGCCGGUAAAGCCACUUCGGAGUCGGGAUCCGAGUCCGGAGCCAACAGGUCGCCUGGCAAAGCUAAGAACGCCGGAUCUCGGGAGGUUGAAAUUGCGGUGGAGCGAGUCGCUCGCGAAUUACAUGCGCUCUACAAGAGCAAGCACGAGACCAAAGUUGCAGCUUUGAAGAAGAGCUACGAGAAUCGUUGGGAGAAGAAGGUUCGCGAGCUCGAAAUCAAGUUAGAGGACCUAGCCGACGAGAACGAGAAACUGAAACUCGGCCGAGACGCUACGAUGACCAGGGUCGAUCCUAACCAGAGCAUCAUAGAUGAAGAGCGCAAGGCUCAAGCCGUCAAAGAUUCAGCACAAAUCAAGGAACUGAACGCCGAGAUCGAGAAACUCGAGGCCGUCGUGAAUAGUGUCAAGGUAGACAAUCGCGAGCUCCGCCAACUCCUCGAAAAGGAGCGCGUCGAGAAGGGAGAGCUAGUCAUGCUAGCCGAAGAAAUGAUGUCAAUGCAGAGUCUUGCUACCCAGGUAGAGGAGAGGCCACCGCCUCCGGCCCGGCCGUCCAUUCCUAAGGCCCACCCGGCUCCGGGCCCCGAGAACUUCCGAAGCAGCGUCGGUAGUCGAGUUUCGGGUCUGAGGGCUCCCGGCUCGGUGAAGAAGCCGACGGAAAGCAGGAUCGGCGGGAUUGGCGGGAUUGCUCAUGAGCGAAGCAAGAAUGGCGGAUCUCACGGUGGUAUCCCCCGCCCUGGUAGUGGCAUGGGUAUGCGGAGUGGCAUCAUGAGUUCCAUCGAGAAGAUGGGCAAUUACCGAGGUCGUGGAGAGUAGGCCUAGAACGGCCCCCGACGGAUUCAGAACUAAUGACUUGGGUUUACGAAGAGCCACGAUUGGGGUGUUAUGAGUUCUGAUGCGGAUACGAUGCCAGGUUACUGUAAUGAUUAGUUAUUCCCGCUCGGAGUUCAGGUCGGGACGAAUAGUCUUUUCUGAAUUCCAAGAUCGCUCGAGUCACCUCUCGAGCUUGGCCACGUUGGCAUUAUUGCACACACGUCCUAGAUUCUAUUCUCUGUACUUUUUAUAAUACUACGAAUUUCUUUCCAGUUGA